Calypte anna (Anna's hummingbird) is the source of this 1800-nucleotide messenger RNA. It is a transcript of the gene TRAIP, whose product is annotated as TRAF interacting protein. NCBI's taxonomy places the organism in Eukaryota, Metazoa, Chordata, Aves, Apodiformes, Trochilidae. The coding region runs from base 54 to 1448 and encodes 464 amino acids. The transcript has 15 exons. The record is from RefSeq and is a predicted model, not a curated record. Gene Ontology annotation, molecular function: zinc ion binding.
UGCCGCGCGGGUGCUCCGGUACCGGGGCCGCCCCCGCCCCGGCCCGCCCCGCCAUGCCCAUCCGCGCCUACUGCACCAUAUGCUCCGACUUCUUCGACAACGAGCGGGACGUGGCGGCCGUGCCCUGCGGGCACACAUUCCACCGCGCCUGUCUCAUCCAAUGGUUUGACACAGCACCCAGCCGGACUUGCCCCCAGUGCCGAAUCCAGGUCAGCAAAAGACACAUCAUCAAUAAGCUGUUCUUUGAUGUUGCCCCAGAGGAGCAGACAGCACCGGAUGCAGAGGCUCUGCAGAAUGAACUGGACCAAGUGAAGGCUCAGCUCUCCAUGAAAGAGAAAGAAAAGCGGGAAUGCCAGGCCAUUGUGGAUGGGCUGAGGGACACUCUGGAUGUGCGCAAUGCCACCAUAGAGUCGCUCCAGAAGGUGCUGGGAGAGACAGAGAUGCUGUGCUCCUCUCUCAAGAAGCAGAUGAAAUUCCUGGAGCAGCAGAAUGAGGAUAACAGAAGUUCAAAGGAGGAGGCUCACCGGCUGCGGAACAAGCUGAAAAGCAUGGAGCGGAUUGAGCUGUUGCUUCAGAGCCAGCGCCCCGAAGUGGAGGAGAUGAUCAGAGAAAUGGGAGUCGGACAGGCAGCUGUGGAACAGCUUGCCAUCUACUGUGUCUCCCUGAAAAAAGAAUAUGAAAAUUUGAAGGAUGCUCGGAAGAUCUCUAAUGAGAUGACAGAGAAGCUGAAGAAAGAGCUCUUUUUGGUCAACAGCAAGCUACAGAAAACUGUUUCAGAGUUGGAGAAGACAAAGGAGGAAUUAAAAAGCACCCAGAAGGAUAUGAAGAAUGCGGACAAGGAGAUCUUGAGCUUGAAGAAGAAGAUAGACAUCCUGCAAGAUACCCUGAAAGUCCCAUCAGUAACCAGGGAGACACUCAGUCGACUAGUCUUUGAAAGCCCCACUCCCGUGGAACUGCAGCACCCGAAGCUCCACUGCCCAGCUGACAGUGAUGAGAUCAAUCUAGAUGCCACGUUUGAUGUGGACACCCCUGAGCAUCAGCCUUGCAAAGAUCUCUUCAGUGCCGCAAAAAGGCAGAAGCUGGAUAAAAAGUUGCCUCCUGUGGUAAAUCUGUCGAAGAAAGUUCUGAAGGAAACAGUGGAGAACUGGGCAGAUGAUCUGGAGGAUGAUGCUCUCAAAGGACUCUUGCCAGCAUUCAUCAGGAACUCUGUUCUCUCUAAGAAGCCAUCUUCAGGGAGCUUGCUGGGUGCCCACAAGAACAUGGGUGCUGUGAGGAUGGGCUACAAUGGCUUGGGAGGCAGAACAAAGUUCAUAGAGCCUACAAACCUGUCAGAAAUCCGUCCCUUAGCAGUGAGGCGCAAGAAGAAGAAUGUCUCCAGGCCAGCUUCUGCAGCUCCAUCUGCAUCCUCCUCCAGAGUCCAGGUCCCGCUGGAUGGUUUCCUGCAGUGAGAGCCCCUGCCCUCCCGGGGGGCUGCAGGGCAGAGCUGCACAACCCCUGCUGGCUGGGGGCUGUCUGCAGAGCACUGCUGCUGGCUGUCCUGGGGGUGAGACCAGCUGCCCUGGGGACAAUCCUGGCUUUGCAGUAAGCCCACACCAGACCGAGCCUCUAGUUAACGCUUGGCCUGAUUUAACCCCCCUUGUUUUACUCCUUCUUCCUCCUAUUUUCAUGCAGAAUAAACAGGGUUUUCUCAUCUUCCAGCCUGCUCAGAGCCCUGCAGUUGCUGCUGGGUGCUCUGACAUGGAGUGGAAGUGCACUUCUUGGAUAUAGCCACAAGGCAGAGAGUGUGGGGUGUCAGGCUGG